AGAUACGCGUGGUUCAUGGAUAUGGUGGCUCUUGCACGAACGAAGGAAUUGUUGAAUAGCGUCGUCGGGAUCAGAAUUUCUUGUCGGCAUAUUUAUGUGUCACCGAGGCUGCCGGCAGGGACACGAGGCCUUUAAUUAAACUUACGGACGCAGCGCAGCGAGAUCGAGUAUGAGGCGCAAGAGUGAAAGAAAUAAAGCGAAGGGAUCUCCAGAGAAGAAAGUCGAGAAACCGACGAGGAAGUCGACACGUAGACGUAGUAAGAGAUCGCCUUCUACUUCGCCCGAGCAGGAUGCUUCGUUUGUCGAAGACGCGGCUAAAAGCACCGUACAACCUAAGGAAGUUGAGAAAGAGACAAGCGUACAGACGCGCCUACAAAGUAAAGAAUUGGAGCAGAUGCCGCAUGGGCGCGAAGAGAAGGUCUCCUCUAGUGAGAGAGACACCAAGGUAGACUCACCAGAAGAUGAGGAGGAUAACGGCGGUUCCGUAUGGAAAGUAGCGAGGGCUGAUGCAUCACCCGGAGAGAUACAGAAGUUGAAGCUAUGUAGGCAGCGCAACACAUCAGAAGCAUCAUCAGAUACAGCAUCUUCGAGUAGGAGAAGUGUUAAGUCAAGUAGCAAGUGGCAAGAAAGUGGUGAGGGCGUUGCAGAGGAGGCUGACUCGGCGGACGAGCAACUGGUUUCUUGUACAAGAACCCUCAGUAGCAUUGAACAGCCGAACGAUCCCUCCUCUUCAUACCCAGGUCAGGACUCCAACGAAGAGGUAAGUGAUAGAAAGGAGAUCCUGCCUGAAACCACUUCGGCCAACUUGUUGUCUGACGAUAAACCAAACAUAGAUCAGCAUGGUGAAUCAAAUGAGGCAAAUUGCGCUGCCGAAAUCGUUGAUAACGAACCUGGUAAGCCGGGUAGCACAACAACCACGCUGACUCCUAGUCCCGCAAACGGCGAUGAUCUUUGCGAGAAGCCCCCUGCUGUCGCUGUUACCGUUCAGGAAGAGAAGCCCGUGGAAGAGAAGCCCGUGGAAGAGAAGCCCGUAGAAGAGAAGCCCGUGGAAGAUAAUGUCGGCGAAAAAUCAACAGAAACAUUCAGCCAAGAGAGUAACGUGGAAAAUGAGACAGUUCAUAGAGACACUAGUAGUGAGGAUGAGGAGGAUGAUAAAGCGAAAACGCAUCGUCCGGUGGACUCGUCAUCCGAUUCUAACGAUGAGUCGCGCCCUCAAAGAAGUAGAACAAAUAGCGACCGAACGUCUCCACGUGCGAUCCGCAGAAAACAUCGGAACAAAUAUAGAGAUUCGUCUAAUUCUGAGACACCCGAUUCCGAAGACGAAACAGUUGACAGUAAACUCUCCAAACCGUAUGUCGAAGAGGAAGAGGAGGAGGAUGAAAAACCAAGUACAGAGUAUUCACAAGAAAAUGAUAAAGAACGAUCGGUAUCGCCGGAAAGAACAAACUCUCACUCGAAUAAUGUAGAUAAAAUCGAGAUUGAGCAGUGUGAAACUGUGCAGGAUAAACCGGAAGAAAAUACAACUGAAAAGUUGGAGCUAACUGCACCAGCCGGCAUUCAAACGGUUGCUCAUAGGCCCGUUAAAGUCAACUUGAAGAGAUCAUUUUCGGCAAGGAUAUUAGCUGAAAAGAAUGAAGUCAAAAAAGAGGAUGCUGAUGCAAGCGUCGACAAUGAGUCCAAUAGUCAAAAUAAGGAAAACGGCAGCGAACAAGAACCGAAAUGUGUGCCGAGGAAACGUCGAUGGGGAACGGCACUUUCUACAGAUACCGCACCUUCGUUCUCCAUUUCGACUGAUUCGCUCAAGGCGUUGGUACCGGGUGCGAAGCCAUUAUCUAUCAACGAAGUUCGUCUGUCGAAGGAUGACGACGAAGACAAAGAUCGUCAUAGAAGUAACGAUAAACGGCACAAUUCCAGUGACAGUACAAAUGAUAAAAUAACGGACGAAAGCUUACAGAAGAAUGGCACUGCUAAAAAGGGCAAUGGAAAAACGGAUAAUCACAUUGCGACGAGGCGGAAAAUAUCGAUCGUGAAGGAGAUGCCGCAUGUGAAAUCGCCGAGUCCGCCAGCGUCUAAACCUACCAAUAUUCUUUUGAUCAAGAAUUUAGUUCGCCCUUUUACGUUAAAUCAGAUCAAGGAACUUCUUUCGCGUACUGGCACCAUCGUGGAAAACGGAUUCUGGAUGGAUCGAAUUAAAUCUAAAUGCAUUGUUGAAUAUUCCAAUGAGGAUCAGGCCUUUGAGACGAGACAGGCGCUUCACGGAAUUUCGUGGCCUAUGUCAAAUCCCAAGAAGCUUCACGUGGAAUACGCCACAAAAGAUGACAUGGAGAUUGCACGGGAAUCAUCCAAGGAACAACCAGUCGCUCGCAAAGCCGAGCCACUAUCGUCGGAUCCAUGGCAACAAGAUUGGAGUCGCGAUGAGAAGAUUAACACAACUAAGGUGACCGUAGUGAGAGAAUGGGAUUUAGGCAAAGAGGAUGGUCAACAGCACAUGAGGGAGAAGGAACGUGAGAAAAAGGAACACGACAAGAAGCGACGCGCGAGGAGUCGAAGCCCAGCAUUGGACGCGCAUUUAUCGGCGCCGGCUCGCAAAUUCAAGAAGAAGGAGGAUGAUCCGCCACCAGCCAAACUCCUGGACGAUCUCUUUAGAAAGACAAAGGCGGUACCUUGCAUAUACUGGUUACCGCUUACGAAUGAGCAGAUAGUCGUGAAGGAGGAAAUGCGACGGCAGCACAUGGCCGAACACGCGCGCAGACUAGAAGAGAUGAGACGUGCUGACAGAAACAGGGAUGGCCGGCGUCGACGUAGUCCAAGAAAAUAGAAAAAUGAAUGUAUCGUCGGCAACGUACCUUUCCUUUAACCUGAUUUAACCUAAACCUAAACUUGAUUUAGCUUUAAUCAACUCAUUCUAUCCUCUAAUCAGUCUUGUAGUUCUAAAUCCCAUUGUUUUUUUAUAUGUUACUUAUCAGAUAUAUUUUUUUUUAUCAAGACAGAGAAAGAGAAAACUUCCAAGAUGGUAAAUUAACAUUUGUUGCGUUUACAUUCUGAUUUUGUUUCCUAGUAAGGAUGAAGACAUCAAUUUCAAGCAUUUGUCUCGUAAUAGUUUCCUUUGUGUUGUUUUCUUUCUUUAUUUCGCUUCUAUUCUAUUUUGUUGUAUUUCCUUCCUCAAUUUGAUUUCAAAUCGCUUACAGAUGAUAUUAAUCGAUAUGCAUGACUAUCAAGAGUCCUUCCGAUUCCUUUCCUCAUGUAUCAGAAUUAAACCAUACUUCUUACAGGUCAACAUUUAUCUAUCCCACAGAGAGCCAAUUAUUAGAUCAGACAUGGUGUAGUGAUACUGUGUAAUGCAUCGACCACGGCAGGUGACACUGAUUUAUCUCUACAUCAUAUUAAGACCAUAUAUGAGACAUCUGCUCGCAGAAUCCACAUGAAACAUUUUACAACGUGGGAAACUCUUCGAAGAAAAUAGACAAGAUACAUUAUCGAAUGUGGAAUAGACUUGACACUCAUGAUUGAGUAAUUUUCGUUCCUUCGUUCUUUUCCCUUAUUUCUUUUUUUACAAAUCGAACAUUGACAAAUAUAAACUUGAAUGGAUAUGACGCAAUCUGAUUGGGAAACACUGUCGCUCGAUCUGUAGAAGAACGUUGCUGUGAAAACGUCUCGAACAUCAUUUGAUGGAUGAAAAAGAAACUGUCUCCGCAUUAAAUAUUUUUCUCCAUAGUCUAUUUCGAUCUUCGCGAACUCGACAGCUACCAAUCAUUCAACUUUGGUAGUGACUACACUUGGAAAUGUCGCGUCAGUGUUUUAAUUGUGCGAUAGACUAGCGCAGAACGAAGACAUAUAUGUAAAUAUAACCGAUAUUCCAUAGUGUGACACAUGUAAAAUUAUUAAUAAAUCUUAAACAAAAAAAAGAGAAUACACUACUAGGAUAUAUAGAAAUACAUUUAUCGCUUACUUUUUACAAUACACCUAUCGGAGACUUUGUUAUUCAUCUGUAGACGAAAAAUUGAGAAGAACAUGGAUAAAAGCAAAUACAUUUAUGCUUAAAACAAA
Nylanderia fulva is the source of this 4047-nucleotide messenger RNA. NCBI's taxonomy places the organism in Eukaryota, Metazoa, Arthropoda, Insecta, Hymenoptera, Formicidae. The record is from RefSeq and is a predicted model, not a curated record.